This is a messenger RNA of Chrysoperla carnea, 5978 nucleotides long. RefSeq names its product ELKS/Rab6-interacting/CAST family member 1 (gene brp). The record is from RefSeq and is a predicted model, not a curated record. Gene Ontology annotation, molecular function: structural constituent of presynaptic active zone. The coding region runs from base 204 to 5885 and encodes 1893 amino acids. Lineage: Eukaryota; Metazoa; Arthropoda; Insecta; Neuroptera; Chrysopidae. Gene Ontology annotation, cellular component: cytoskeleton of presynaptic active zone. The transcript is spliced from 14 exons. Gene Ontology annotation, biological process: neuromuscular synaptic transmission; maintenance of presynaptic active zone structure; regulation of synaptic plasticity.
UUUAAAUCCAAAAAUUUUUCUUACGUUAAGUAAAAAUUUCUUUGGAAUAGCCUAAGGGGCAUUUUGACCCUAUUUUUUCAAUGAUUAUCUGGAAAGCAUGAUCGUUGUAUCUGGUUGGAAGGGUGGAAAAGUCGGCCACCGUGAAUUGAGGCAGAAGCAGCAACUGAAGCAGCGGAAGUGUAUAUUAUUGAGAAAACGGUGAAAUGUCCCGCGAUCCCUAUGGUAGUUCCAGUAUUGGUGGUGGUGGAAAUCGAUCUCCACGUAGUGUUCGUCGAAUCGCUGAACUUCCAACUGUAGAUCGUUCACCGUCACGCAGUUAUCCUGCAACAACAGGAGGACGCGGUAGUCCAUUAGGUAGAAAAUCAGCUGUUAGACAAACUCGUUCAGGAAAUAAUUCUCCAGAUCAUACAGGUUACGGUUCAUCAUAUCAUCAUCAAACAAUGGGGAGUCCAUAUUACAGUCGUGAGGAUGACCUUGCCAGUCCGGUGCUGUUAGACGAGCGUGGCCGAUCAACAGGGCCAGGAAGUCAUCAUAGAUCACGUAGUGCGACACGACCCACGGGCGUAGGUCCAAUGAAUGUACGAUAUCAAUCGUUGGACCGGGCAACCGGAAUCUUGAGCGAUUCGGCUCAUGAACGUGAAUUCAUGCCAAUCAGAGAGCCACGUGAACGAUCGCUGGAUCGGGGUGGUCGUGAUCGUAGUUUGGAGCGUGGUUUAUAUUUGGAGGAAGAAUUAUAUGGGGGAUCAGCAAGAUCAGCACGUCAAUCACCAAAUCCACAUUUAUCAUCACGCGAACCAUUCAUUGGAGAAUUACAACAUCAAAAUAAUGAUUUACAACGCGAGCUUGGUAAUUUGAAAAAAGAAUUAGAAUUAACAAAUCAAAAAUUAGGCUCCAGUAUGCACAGCAUUAAAACAUUUUGGAGUCCAGAAUUGAAAAAAGAACGUGCGUUGCGUAAAGAAGAAUCCGCUAAAUACAGUUUAAUUAACGAUCAACUGAAAUUGUUAAAUAAUGAAAAUCAGAAACAAGCAAUGCUAGUGCGUCAACUAGAAGAAGAAUUACGUAUGAGAAUGCGUGCACCAAGUAUUGAAAUGCAACAACAAAUGGAAGUAUUAUUUAGCGAAAAUGAACAUUUAACAAGAGAAAUUGCCAUAUUGCGUGAUACGAUUAAAGAAUUAGAACUUCGUAUUGAAACGCAAAAACAAACAUUACAAGCCCGCGAUGAAAGUAUCAAAAAAUUAUUGGAAAUGUUGCAAAAUAAGGGAAUGGGUAAAGAAGAAGAACGUCAAAUGUUUCAACAGAUGCAGGCAAUGGCGCAAAAACAGUUGGAUGAAUUUCGAUUGGAAAUUCAACGUCGUGAUCAAGAGAUAUUGGCUAUGUCAGCUAAAAUGAAAACGUUAGAGGAGCAACAUCAAGAUUAUCAAAGGCAUAUUGCUGUGCUGAAAGAAUCGUUAUGCGCUAAAGAAGAACAUUAUAAUAUGCUUCAAGCUGAUGUUGAAGAAUUACGUCAACGAUUAGAAGAGAAAAAUCGUCAUAUUGAGAAGAAAACACAAAUUGCAAUGCAAGCAACACAAGAACGAAAUCGUAUGCAAACCGAAUUAACCGAAUUAAAAGAUCAUAUGGAUAUCAAAGAUCGUAAAAUCAAUGUUUUACAAAGAAAGAUUGAAAAUCUUGAAGAUUUAUUAAAAGAAAAAGACAACCAAGUCGAUAUGGCUCGUGCACGAUUAACUGCUAUGCAAGCUCAUCACUGUUCUUCCGAAGGUGCAUUAUCUUCUCUCGAAGAAGCUAUUGGCGAUAAAGAAAAACAAAUGGCUCAAUUACGAGAACAACGUGAUCGAGCCGAACAAGAAAAACAAGAGGAACGUGAAUUGCAUGAACGUGAGCUAGCUGAAUACAAAAUGAAAAUACACGCUUUAGAUAGUGAAGUUGAAAAAUUGGGUGCACGUCUUGAACGAGCUCAAGUAGAAAAGGAUCGAUUAGAAGCCAAAUUAGAAAGUUCACAAUCUGAACUUGGCAAAUCUAAAGCUGAACUGGACAAAGCAGCAAGUGAAGUGGGUCGAAGUGGUGCUGAUUGGGAACAAGCUAAACAACGUUUAGCGCGUUUAGAAUUAGAAAAUGAACGUUUACGACAUGAAUUAGAACGAUCACAAACCACAUUCGGACGAAGUACGCUAUCGACAUCACAAGAAUUAGAUCGUAUUCAAGAACGUGCUGAUAAAUCUGCAGCAGAGCUACGUCGAGCUCAAGCUGAGUUACGUGUAACGCAAGCAGAUUGUGAGCGUGCACAUAACGAAUCAGCAGCGUUGCAAGAGAAAUUAGAAAAAUCACAAGGCGAAGUGUACAGAUUGAAAGCACGAUUAGAAAACGCACAGGGUGAAACAGAAAGUAUGCGAAUGGAAUAUGAGAAAUCUCAAUCGAAUGUUGCUAAAUUACAUUCAGAUCGAGAGAAAGCAAUCAGUGAAUUAGAAAAGGCUAAAGAAGAAUUAGAACGUACACAAGCAACACUUGGCAAAGCUCAAUUACAACAAGAUAAAUUACAAAAUUCAUUAGAUAAAGCACAAACCGAAAUUGAUAAAUUACAAGAGAAAUUCGAUAAAGUUUGUGCCGAAUUAAGAAAGAUACAAUUAGAAAAAGAAAAACAGAAUUACGAUUAUGAAAAUCUACAAUCACAAUUAGAUAAAUCACUAGGUCAAGCUACUAGAAUGCAAAAAGAAAGAGAAGCCAUUCAAUUAGAAGCGGAUAGACUACGUGAUAAAUUCGAAAAAUCACAGAUUUUGAUAACACGAAUUCAAAAGGAACGUGAUCAAUUCCAAGAAGAGUGCGAGAAAUUACAAGAACGUAUUGAAUUACAACAAAGUCAUGUAUCGAAAGCACAACGUGAGCGUGCUGAUAUGCAAACUGAAUUGGAUGUGCUGAAAGAACGUUGGGAGAAAGCACAUGCUAUUCAUCAAAAAUUACAAAUUGAACGUGACGAUGCUUAUACUGAAAUUGAUAUACUGAAAGAUAAACUUGAAAAAACGAUUUAUGCAUCACAGAAAGCAAUUGAUGAUAAAGAAACGGCAAAUAAAGAAUUCGAAAAAAUGUUGGAGAAAUAUGAUAGGUCACAAAAUGAUGUCUACAGAUUACAAAACAAGAUUGAUACACUGGAAGCUGAUAAGGAUCGUUUAGCGUUAGAAGUAGAAAAACAACAAUUAUUAGCAACAAAGGCUCGUGAGGAACAACGUAAAACACAAGAAGAACUUGCCCGCUUACAGGAAAUGUAUGAUCGCUCAGCCAUGCAAUUAGGUCGUACCAAAGAAAUGGAAGAGAAAACAAAAGAAGAUAUUGAUCGAUUAUCUGUUGAUUUAGAAAUGGUUCGUGAACGAUAUGACAAAACUCAAAUUGAAUUACGACGUAUACAAUCCGAUAAGGAGAAAUUACAAGCAGAAAGCGAACGUUUUGAAUUUGAAGUUGAACGAGCACAUUCUCAAAUGCAAAAGGCACAAGCUAACUAUGACAAAGCACAAGAAGAGAACGCUCGAAUGCAAAUUGAAAUUGAAAAAUUAUACGACAAACUAGAUAAACAACAAAUAGAAUAUCGUAAGAUGCAAAGCGAAGCAGAGCGUUAUAAAGCUGAAGCAGACAAUUUACGUGAAGAAUCUGAUCGUUAUGCAUCACGAUUUGGCAAAUAUCAAGAUACACACGAACGUACAAAAGAGGAGCAUGAACGGUUAAAGGCAGAAGUCGAACGUUUGCAGAAUCGAUUGGAUAAAACAUCAUUGGAAUUAGAGCGUGCACGGAAAUCUGAACAAGAAGCAAAUCGUCUACGUUCUGAAUUGGAUCGGAUCGAAAGUAUGCGAGGUAAAUAUCAAUACGAGCAUGAUAAGUGGUCAGCUGAAACUGGCCGAAUUCAGGCUGAAAAUGAAAAAUUACAACAAGAAUUACAGAAAGUACUUACAGGCAAUCAACAAUUAGAAGAUAAAUUACAUGAGGUAAAUAUGCAAUUAGAUAUUAGCAAAGCAGAAAUAGCAAAAUUAACUGGUAUGCAAGAAAAACAAAGAUUAGAAACAGAGCGUGCACAUAUUGAAUGUGAAAAAGUACGCGAUCGUUAUGAAAAACUGAAAAUACAAUACGAAAAAGUAGAAAAGGAGCUCGAUAAAAUGAAGGCAGAUGUUGGACAGUUUGAAAGAUACAAAACACAAAUGAAUUCUGUUGAUAAGUCAAAGAGUGAUGAUAAAUUAGAGAUUGAACGCUUACGUGAUCGUUUAGACAAAGCCAUUCAAGCGCGUGAUGCAACUGAAUUGGAAGCUGGUCGAUUAGCUAAAGAACUAGAAAAAGCACAUAAAAAUCUUAAUAUGGCCGCUGAGAAUAGCGAAACUCUAAAAUUAGAGCUUGAAAGAGUAAAUGUUGAGUUGACACGUGCUCGAGAGAAGGCAGAACGAUUACAGGUUGAUGCCAAAACAAUUGAACAAGAACGUGAUGUACUACGUGCAGAAUUGCAACAAAUGCGACGCGUUGUGGAGCAACAACAACGUAAUGUUGAUCAUCGAACACAAGAAAACUUACUUAAACUUCAACAAGAAUUAGCUCAAUCUGUACGCGAUCGUGAAAAACUAGCUUCCAUGCUUGACAAACGUGACAAACAAGAUGAUUCCGUUGAAAAACAAUUCUUGAAAUAUGAAAACGAUAUUAAGAAAUUAACUACGGAACGAGAUCAAUUAGUUUUGCAAUUAGAGAAAUCACAAGACAUGUUAAUGAAUUUCCAACAAGAACUUACCCAAUCCGAACAAGAACUUGAAAGACAACGCGAAGAAGUUCGAAGUCUAAAAGGCGAACAACGUCGAAUCACACAAGAUGUAGAACGUGGUACUAAAGAAAUGUUAGAAAAUAGAGAUCGUGAAAUAUCUAAACUUCAACAACAAAUUCAAGCAUUACAACGAGAGCGUGACACACAAAAGCAAAGAGCUGAAAAAGCUGAAAAGAAAUUCCAAGAGACUGGCGCCCGUGGUGAUUCUGAACUUGAACAAUGGCGUAAAGUUGUUGAAACAGAGAAAAAUCGCGCUGAUAUGGCAGAAAAAACUAUUUCAGAAUUACAAAAACAUAUACAAGGCAUGGAGAAACAAUUACAUGCACAGCAACAACAAUUACAACAACAGCUUCAGCAAAUGGCCCAAUAUCAGAAACAAGCUGGUAUACAUCCACCUGGUGGUGGAGGUCAAGACGAAAAACUUCGUAAAGAACUAGACAAAGCGUUAGCCGAUCUUAAGAAUAGUUCGGUUGAAAAAGAAAGGCUGCAAGCACAAUUAGAAAUGCUUGUACAAGAACUGGAAAAGAACCAGCUCGAUCUACACGAAGCCACCAAGAAGAUGCAAUCGAUGAACGCUGGAACAGCAAUGAACGCGAAACAGAACGAAGAAGCUACCGCUAUUAAGAAACAAUUAGAUGCCCAAAAGAAACAAUUAGACGAACAAAGGAAAACUGUAGAAAAUAAACGUAGAGAAGUUGAGCAACGUGAAAAAUCCCUUACAGAAUUAGAUACACAAUUAAAGAAACGUAAAGAACAAAUGGACCAAUUAGAGCAGCAACUUAAAAAGGUGGGUGGUGCUGCAUCUGCUGCAAGUGAAUUAAACAAGAAAUUAACCGAACAAGAGAAAGAACUUGAAUCUCACAGGCAAAAAUUACAACAAGCUCAAGAAGAAGCCAAACGUUCAGCAACUGAAAUGGAAAGACUCUUACAACUUGUUCAAAUGAGUCAAGAAGAACAGAAUAGUAAAGAGAAAACGAUUAUGGAGUUACAACAAGCUCUUAAGAAUGCGCAAGCUAAAUUACGAAGCCAACAGCAACAAAUGACUGAACAGAGAAAAACUGAGGAGGCUGGACCUGCUGGUUUCUUAAAAAGCUUCUUUUAAAUUAUUUCCACAAACACAGAAUAUUCAUAUAUUCAAUGCAGUAGAUGAUUCAGUUAAUAAUAAUUCGCAUACAAUAAUAAUUUUCAUGAUAAA